AUGGCUAUCUCUCCCUCCUCGAAAAUCGCCCUAGUUACGGGUGCCAAUCAAGGCAUCGGUUUCGAGAUAGCCAAGUCUCUGUCGUCAAAGUCAGGAUACCAUGUACUUAUGGGGAGCCGUGACCCCCAACGUGGAAUUGAUGCCGCCAAGAAACUCCAAGAGCAGGGCUUGGAUGUCGAGGCCAUUACUAUUGACAUCACCUCUGAGAAGUCCAUUGCCCAAGCUGCCCAACAGGUAACAUCGAAAUUUGGCCGUCUUGACGUCCUGGUCAAUAACGCUGGCGUAUGCCUUCCCGCCGAGAGGACCUCUGCUCCUUCACUUCACAAUUUCCAAGACACGUUUACGGUCAACACCUUUGGCACCACACUCACUACCGAGGCCUUUAUUCCUCUUCUAGAGGCAUCUUCCGCGCCUCGAAUUGUCUUUAUAUCCUCUUCCAUAGGUUCACUCACUCAUCAGUGGGAUCACCCAGUCGGUUUGCCAAUCUAUCGCAGCAGCAAAGCAGCGCUCAAUAUGAUUAUGCUUCAUUAUGCCUUCAAGUAUAAAGACGCCGGAUGGAAGAUUAAUGCAGCCUGUCCUGGCUUUUGUGCUACCAAUUUGAACGGCUAUUCUGGCAUUGAUACUCCGGAAAAUGGAGCUUUGAACGCAGUAAGACUCGCGACCUUGGGAGAUGACGGCGAAACAGGAACAUUUUCGAAUAAGGAAGGGAUUGUGGCUUGGUAG
Trichoderma atroviride IMI 206040 is the source of this 723-nucleotide messenger RNA. RefSeq lists its product as uncharacterized. Gene Ontology annotation, cellular component: membrane. The record is from RefSeq and is a predicted model, not a curated record. Lineage: Eukaryota; Fungi; Ascomycota; Sordariomycetes; Hypocreales; Hypocreaceae. Gene Ontology annotation, molecular function: oxidoreductase activity, acting on the CH-OH group of donors, NAD or NADP as acceptor.